Messenger RNA from Exaiptasia diaphana, 1276 nucleotides. RefSeq lists its product as uncharacterized. Bases 22 to 1254 code for a protein of 410 amino acids. The record is from RefSeq and is a predicted model, not a curated record. Gene Ontology annotation, molecular function: zinc ion binding; nucleic acid binding. Lineage: Eukaryota; Metazoa; Cnidaria; Anthozoa; Actiniaria; Aiptasiidae. The transcript has a single exon.
AAAGAAAAAGAAUCUAAAAUCAUGGAGAAAACAAGCCGAAGCGAAGUACAAUUUGGCAGUUUGAUCGACCUCAGUCCAGAAGAGCUCGAGUUGGCGUGUGCAUCGACAUGGCAGACGUCAACACCAAAACAACCCGCAAGUGCCGAUAGCGGGAUAGCAAGCCUCACGGCGUCCGUGGAGGAGCUAACGAAGGUGAUCGGCCAACACAAUCGAUCUUUUACAGAAAGAUUCGACGAAAUGGAGGAAAGAAUGGUCCGGCUAGAGAGAUCAAGCGUCCAGAAACGCGAAGCAGUGAAACCUGACAAGGUCAAGUACGUGGCGCUUGAUGACAGGCUGGAGGAGCAAAAUAACGGUGAGCUUUACCAAGCUCUUGAAGAAUUCGAAAACCUGGCCAGCAAAACUCCYAAGAUGGCUAAACCGAAAAUUAAGCCUACGACGUUCGAUGGUAGCACGUCUUGGGAGGACUACCUGGCGCAGUUUUAUCUCAYUGCCGACCUGAACGGUUGGACGGACGAGAUGAAAGCCACGUACYUGGCAGUCAGCCUUUCCGGUCCAGCUAGGGAGGUGUUGGGGGACCUAACGGCAAAGCAACAAARGAGCCUCAAGGAGCUGACGGAGGCCCUGUCAACGAGGUUUGGCAACAAUAACCGAACAGAAAUGUUCCGGGCGGGACUUAAAUCUCGCACAAGACGAAAAAACGAGUCACUCCCUGAACUGGCCCAGGCGAUUAGAAGGCUGACAAGGAAUGCCUAUCCCCAGGCCCCGACGGAGCUGAGAGAAGUGCUGGCGAAGGAUGCCUUCGUGGACGCCUUGGAAGACACCGACACCAAAUGGAAAAUUAAACAGUCACGCCCAAGUACCUUAAACGAGGCUCUGGAUAUAGCGGUGGAGCUGGAGGCCUUCCACGUGGCGAACAGACAGAGAAAUGGACCGCAAUUAAGAUCAGUUCAAACUGAAAGCAAGACCGUGGCGGACCUGACGGAUGAAGUGGCGACUCUAAAAGUCCAAUUAAAGAAGCUGCAACCUCCAGAACCCCGGCGACAAGAAGGUUGUUUUAGCUGUGGCGCAAUGGACCACUUCCGAAGAGAUUGCCCGCUGAAUUCCGCACAACCGGGAGAUAAAACUGGAAAACCGCAGAGCCAAAAAGCCAAAUACCAGCAGACAAGCCAGAGGCCUCAACCGAGGCCCAGACAGCGGCUACCUGCCAACCAACAACAGGCGGGAAACGCCAACCUGCCGGGCCCUCGGGCGUAAGCCUGGCAGGAUCAGCAACGCC